Molecule: messenger RNA, 276 nt
Organism: Adineta steineri
Lineage: Eukaryota; Metazoa; Rotifera; Eurotatoria; Adinetida; Adinetidae
Source: the annotation of a GenBank genome assembly
AUGGGUUCUGGAGCCAGUAUUCAAUGCUCAGUAUGUACAAGUUCAUCAUAUGGACGAUGUGAUCAUUGUAGACGACGUUUUUGCUCGUCACAUUUUCGUGGUCAUAAUUGUAGUGGUGUUAGCGGCUAUGGAACAACAACUGUUUUCUUGAAACCUGGAUGUAGUUCGUGUAGUAGUGAUGCUGUUGGCACUUGUGGGGGAUGUAAAAAAAAAGUUUGUUCAUCAUGCUUUUACUCGAAUCAUCAGGAACAGUGUGGUACUACAUAUUAUCGAUAG